UAGUUCAAGUUCUUCGACACGAAGUAACUAGCUAGAACUAGAAGAUGGCCAGAGGCGGCGAAGAGCUCAAGCUGCUGGGCACGUGGGCGAGCCCGUUCGUCCUGCGAGCUCAGCUCGCGCUCAGCUUCAAGGGCCUGAGCUUCGAGAACGUUGAGGAGGAUCUGCGCAACAAGAGCGACCUCCUGCUGAGCUCCAACCCCGUGCACAAGGCGGUGCCGGUGCUCCUCCACGGCGGCAGGUCCGUCUGCGAGUCGCUGGUCAUCGUGCAGUACGUGGACGAGGCCUUUGCCGGCGCCGCCGGCCCGCCCCUCCUCCCAGCGGACCCCUACGAGCGCGCCCCUCGGGCUGCACCAACAGCCGUCGCUCGCUUCUGGGUAGCUUUCAUCGAGGACAAGCUGCUCGCGGCAUGGCAAAAGGUAUUCACCGCCAAGACCGACGAGGAGAAGGCCGAGUGCAUGAAGCAGACGCUGGCAGCGGUGGAUGUUCUGGAGGGAGGCCUCAAGCAGUGCUCUAAGGGCGGGAGCUUCUUCGGCGGCGACCACGUCGGGUACGUCGACAUCGUGCUGGGCGGCGCGGUGCCAUGGGUGCACGCGACGGAGGUGCUCUCCGGCGCAAGGCUCUUCGACGCAGGCAAGGUCCCGCUCCUCGCGGCGUGGCUGGAGCGCUUCGGCGCGCUGAAGGAGGCCAAGGCGGUCAUGUCGGACAUUGAAAGGCUGGUCGAGCACGCCAAGAUGAAGCAACCUGAGGCCGUGGCCGCAGAUGGCAGAUGUACUUCCAAGGCUUCUUCUCCAAGAUAUACGCAUCUCGACAGCAGUGCUGUUUACAAAGUCCAAAUGCUGAUUUUGGAAUCGACCAACGCGGUCAAACAAUUGUUGCAUUGGAAUUACCAGAGGAUUUCUUGCGCAUGUAGCCAGCCAAACAAUCCGUGGACUAUAUAUUACACAGUGGUUCCCACUGCUCCGAUCAAGAGCAGAAUGGCCGGCAGAGGAGACGAGCUGAAGCUGCUCGGCACCUUCGCGAGCCCUUACGUUAUUCGAGUGAAGCUGGCGCUCAGCUUCAAGGGACUGAGCUUCGAGGACGUGGAGGAAGACCUCGCCAACAAGAGCGAGCUUCUCCUGGCGUCCAACCCGGCGCAGAAGAAAGUGCCCGUGCUCAUCCACAACGGCAAGCCCGUCUGCGACUCGCAGGUGAUCGUGCAGUACAUCGACGAGGUGUUCGGCGGCCCGUCCUUGCUCCCCGCCGACCCCUGCGAGCGCGCCGCCUCUCGCUUUUGGGCCGCGUACAUCGACGACAAGCUCCUGGCGUCGUGGCUGCAGGCGGCGAGGGGCAAGACGGAGGAGGAGAAGACGGAGGGGCUGAAGCAGACAUUCGCGGCGGUCGAGACCAUGGAGGCGGCCUUCAAGACAUGCUCCAAGGGAAAGCCUUUCUUCGGCGGCGACCGCGUUGGGUACCUGGACGUGACGCUCGGGGCUCUGGUGGCGUGGGUGCACGCCGGCGCGGCGCUGUACGGCAUGCGGCUCUUCGACGACGCCAAGAGCCCUCUCCUUGCGGCGUGGGUGGAGCGCUUCGGCGCGCUGGACGCCGUCAAGGCCGUCUUGCCCGACGUCGACAGGUUGGUCGAGUUCGCCAAAAUGAAGCAGGCGCAGGCUGCAGCCGCGGCCACGGCCACGGCAAACUAGAGAACUGAUUAUGGCAUGUGUGUAACAUCAGGUCGGAGCUGGUAUUGUCGCGUAGCUCUAGAAUCAAGAUACGUUGCUGAUUGUUGUAUAUUUAUCUUCCUGAUUCAAAUGAAAACACCAAGUUUGGUUUUUA
Lolium rigidum is the source of this 1812-nucleotide messenger RNA. RefSeq lists its product as uncharacterized. The record is from RefSeq and is a predicted model, not a curated record. The coding region runs from base 45 to 1679 and encodes 544 amino acids. Gene Ontology annotation, biological process: glutathione metabolic process. Gene Ontology annotation, cellular component: cytoplasm. The transcript has 4 exons. Gene Ontology annotation, molecular function: glutathione transferase activity. NCBI's taxonomy places the organism in Eukaryota, Viridiplantae, Streptophyta, Magnoliopsida, Poales, Poaceae.